Austrofundulus limnaeus is the source of this 590-nucleotide messenger RNA. RefSeq names its product transmembrane protease serine 9. The record is from RefSeq and is a predicted model, not a curated record. Gene Ontology annotation, molecular function: serine-type endopeptidase activity. NCBI's taxonomy places the organism in Eukaryota, Metazoa, Chordata, Actinopteri, Cyprinodontiformes, Rivulidae. Gene Ontology annotation, biological process: proteolysis.
CUCCACAAAUGUUUCUGACUGGACGAUCAUUUUGGGACGUCUGAAGCAGAAUGGAUCAAACCCCUUUGAGGUGUCUUUAAAUGUAACAAACAUCACCAUGAGCAACCUGACAGGGACCAACAUUGCUGUGCUUAAUCUGUCAGCUCGACCCACUCUAAACAACUACAUCCAGCCUGUCUGUCUGGACAACACAAGAACGUUCCCAGUGGGGUCCACCUGCUGGGCUGCUGGGUGGAGCUCGGGCCAAGGAGGAGUAGAAGAAGUUCUGUUGGAGUUCCAGACGUCAGUGGUGGACUGUGGGAAUAUCUCCAUCAGUGACAGAAUCUGUACAGAAUUCUUUAAACUGGAGCAGGGGGACUCUGGCGGCCCGCUCAUGUGUAUUCAGGACGGUUCCUGGUUCCAGACAGCUGUUUUACCAUUUUCAGGCACCUCUACCAGGACAAAACGUCAGACAGCUGUUCUUGUUUUUCCAAGUCUGAAAAACUAUCAGCCAUUUCUACAGAUGUCACUGGGCACAUUCUUGUCUCCACGCACCAUCAGCAGCACCAACGACACCAACACCAUCAGCAGCACCAACRACACCAACACCA